AGACACUCCAUAACUUAUUGUGUAUGCAUAUAUGUUAAGAAUUAACCUUUUCUUUAGUUCUGCAGUGUUUAAAGGGCUAGCUGCUAGUCAUCUUAGACUGUAAGUUUUUAAUAUAAUUGAACAAUGGGAAAGCUGCUUGGAUAAGCCUGAAUUUUACUUCUGUUUUGGCGUUUAAGCUCCUUUUUUUUGGCCAGUGAUCAUGUUUCACAAAGCGGGGAGGGGGAUGGUGGGACACACAGGGAGAGAGUAAGUCAAUGAAGUCACCCUGCAAAACCCACAAGCGAGCUUAUCUGAGAACUGGCAAACUCCGUAUCCCUGGUUUGUUGAUGUAAUGUAUAAAAUUGCUUUUUUGCUUUUAACUGCCUUUACUUUCUGAGCUAGGGGCUGUCUUCAUUAACAGCAAAAGUGUUACUUUGUUGUAGAUGACAGAUAAGCCUCAUCACGGGAGAGUUACCUAGUUCGUCUACAAGUUCAAAAUGUAGAGAAACCUCUCUACCGUGGGACCUUCCAUUGCUUUCAGUCCAUCAUAAAGCAAGAAUCUGCUUUUGGACUCUAUAAAGGUAUUGGGUCACCAAUGAUGGGACUGACCUUCAUUAAUGCGCUUGUGUUUGGUGUACAAGGAAAUACACUGCGUGCUCUUGGAAAAGACACUCCUCUAAACCAGUUCCUUGCAGGGUCAGCGGCAGGGGCUAUCCAGUGCAUCAUCUGCUGCCCCAUGGAGUUAGCAAAGACAAGAAUGCAGCUUCAAGGAACAGGUGAAUACAAACUAAAAACGAAGAACUACAAAAAUUCUCUGGAUUGUUUGAUCAAAAUCUACCGAAAGGAAGGGCUGAGGGGUAUCAACAAGGGCAUGGUCUCUACACUCAUAAGAGAGACUCCAAGCUUUGGCUUUUACUUCCUGACCUAUGACUGUAUGACCAGGUAUUUAGGCUGUGAAGCUGAAGACAGUUACGUUAUUCCCAAACUACUGUUUUCCGGUGGGAUGUCAGGUAUUGUGUCCUGGCUCUCAACUUAUCCUGUGGAUGUGAUCAAAUCCAGGCUUCAGGCCGAUGGAGUUGGAGGUGUUACACAAUAUAGUGGCAUUUUAGACUGCGUCAGAAAGAGUUACCAUGAAGAAGGCUGGAGAGUGUUCACAAGAGGUCUUACUUCCACACUUCUCCGUGCUUUUCCUGUCAAUGCAGCUACCUUUGCUACUGUUACUGUGUUCCUAAUGUAUAUGAGGUCAGAAGACAACCUUCAUGAAUGUGAACCAGGUCCAGUAAUCCAGCAACCUUCCAGUUUGUGAACCUGAACUGUUUGUUCUCCUGAUCCAAAGCCGGGCUGGUUGGGUCUUUUAAAAUAUAAACCAUUGACCUGCACAACUGGUAUAAACAUACACUAUCUGUAUAAAGAAUUCCUCAAUGUGUCAAAUUAGGAUUUCAUCUCAUUACUUGUAUAAACAGCAUAUUGCCCUAGUAAGUACUUCAUAUCUGGUAUA
Dryobates pubescens (Downy woodpecker) is the source of this 1477-nucleotide messenger RNA. It is a transcript of the gene SLC25A29, whose product is annotated as solute carrier family 25 member 29. Gene Ontology annotation, molecular function: high-affinity L-arginine transmembrane transporter activity. The transcript has 3 exons. Gene Ontology annotation, biological process: mitochondrial L-ornithine transmembrane transport. Gene Ontology annotation, cellular component: mitochondrion. The record is from RefSeq and is a predicted model, not a curated record. NCBI's taxonomy places the organism in Eukaryota, Metazoa, Chordata, Aves, Piciformes, Picidae. The coding region runs from base 575 to 1285 and encodes 236 amino acids.